This is a messenger RNA of Penaeus chinensis, 1287 nucleotides long. RefSeq names its product homeobox even-skipped homolog protein 1-like. Gene Ontology annotation, biological process: regulation of transcription by RNA polymerase II; cell differentiation. The record is from RefSeq and is a predicted model, not a curated record. Gene Ontology annotation, molecular function: DNA-binding transcription factor activity, RNA polymerase II-specific; RNA polymerase II cis-regulatory region sequence-specific DNA binding. Gene Ontology annotation, cellular component: nucleus. Lineage: Eukaryota; Metazoa; Arthropoda; Malacostraca; Decapoda; Penaeidae. The transcript has 3 exons. The coding region runs from base 1 to 1287 and encodes 428 amino acids.
AUGAAAAAUCGGACGGACGAAGGCUCCGUCAAGCGUUCGAAUCCCUGCGAUGACUUCCGCCGCCGCAAACUGCCGCGCUUCGACUACGAGGAGGCGAUGGACACCUUCGAGGGCGGCCAGAGCGAGCUGCCCGACGCGGCGCUGGCGCUCGAGCACUUCUCGGGCGUGAGCCUCCCGCCCGGCGAGGGAGACUGCCCCAAGAGCGGCCAGGACGCGGUCGGCCUCCCGGGCCACGCGCGCCCCGUCCUCAAAAUCCCCUCCACGCUGAAAUGCCUCGCGACCUUUGACCUCCCGGGCAAGGCCGACCUGCACCAGCUCCUCACCAACAACCUGGCGCAGCAUCUCGCGGUGCAGAACGAGAAGCUGAAGAACAACCUGCUGUUCGGCCACGGCGCGCACCCGACGCACCUUCACCCGCACCACCUCCACCACAGCCCCCUGGGCGCCCCGCCCCCCUCGUCCUCCGCCGUGCCCAACCCCCCGGGAUGCAGGGACGCCGCCCCCCGCGACCCGCAGGACGCCCUGGAGGUCAAGCGAGAGGCGGACGUCAAGGAGGAAUCGGCGAGGAGAGAGUCCGGGGACGUCGUCGACGUGAAGAUGGAGAACCCCGACGAACAGGAGGAGAGGAGAGACGACGAAGGGAACACCGCCCCCCGCGUGACCCCGUUCUCCGUCAUGGACAUCCUCGACCCGCACAAGUUCACCGGGAGGUCGAGCGAGGACGACCUGCACGACUCCUUCUCCGACCGGCCGGACGACGAGGACGACAACGCCUACAUCUCAGUUUGCUCGGACUCCGGCGACGAGGCAGACGGGCCCGAGGGCGAGGGCGUGGGCGGCGCGAAGGACGACGGGGCUUCCGGAGGGCAGCGGCGCGGCGGCGGGGGCGUCGGGGGCAGCUCGGGGGGCGCGGGGGGCGGGGGGAAGCCUCGGAGGGCGCGCACGGCCUUCACCUACGAGCAGCUGGUGUCCCUGGAAAACAAGUUCAAACAGACGCGGUACCUGAGCGUGUGCGAGCGCCUGAACCUCGCCCUGGCGCUGAACCUGACGGAGACGCAGGUCAAGAUCUGGUUCCAGAACCGCCGUACCAAGUGGAAGAAGCAGAACCCGGGCUGCGACGUCAACACGCCCACGCAGCCGCCCAGCCCGCCCAUCUCGACGUACCCGGGCGGACUGCUGCCCCCUCCCCCACCCCCUCUGCUCUGCCCCGCCCCCCUCUCCUACCGGGGCCCCCUCCCCCACCACACGCCCCUCGCGGCACUCUACCUGCAUCACCUGGCACGCUGA